Verticillium alfalfae VaMs.102 is the source of this 939-nucleotide messenger RNA. RefSeq names its product palmitoyltransferase SWF1. The record is from RefSeq and is a predicted model, not a curated record. The transcript has a single exon. Bases 1 to 939 code for a protein of 312 amino acids. NCBI's taxonomy places the organism in Eukaryota, Fungi, Ascomycota, Sordariomycetes, Glomerellales, Plectosphaerellaceae. Gene Ontology annotation, biological process: peptidyl-L-cysteine S-palmitoylation; protein targeting to membrane. Gene Ontology annotation, molecular function: protein-cysteine S-palmitoyltransferase activity. Gene Ontology annotation, cellular component: endoplasmic reticulum; Golgi apparatus.
AUGUCGACCUCCCAUCGAGUCUUCGGCUCCAUCAGCGUCUUUUUGCCAUACUUGUUUCUUUACCUGGCGGUCAACGCCGAUCCCGGCUACAUCACGCCGGAGAAUCACGCCUAUUACAUGUCGCUCUAUCCAUACGACUACUCCAUCUUUCACCCCGGCCACAAGUGCAGCACCUGCGGCUUCAUCAAGCCCCCGAGAUCCAAGCACUGCAGUAUCUGCAAACGCUGCAUCGCAAAGUGCGACCAUCAUUGCAUCUUCAUUAACGGAUGUGUCGGCUACGAAAACCACAAAUGGUUCGUCCUGCUCCUCCUUUCGACUGCCAUUUUAACGACAUACGGUGGUGCUCUGGGCUACUCGAUCCUCACAGCCAAGAUCCGGGCUAGGUUUCCUGGAUGGUCCGUCUGGCCGCCAAGCUCGCUCAGCUGGGAGGACUACUUCCUCAUCUGGAGCUGGGGGCUUCAGGACGACGUCAGCAUGGGGGCUGUCACGCUGCUGUCGUCCAUGACGACCCCCUUGGUUUGGGGUCUGCUCAUCUAUACGCUGUGGCUCAUCUACUGCGGCACGACCACCAACGAAUCCCUCAAGUGGUCCGAGUGGAAGGAAGACAUGGACGAUGGACUUGCAUUCAAACGCAGCAUGUCGACCAACAGAAUGAAGGACCCCCUGCGCGGGUCGGCGACUUCGCGAUGGCCGCUCGACACCCAACAGGUCCUGGUGACGACCGAGAACGGCAUGCCGCCGGCCGCCGGUGGACCUGGACAGGGCGGGUGGGAACGCAUCUGGAAGAUGCGCGAUGUCGAGAAUCUCUACGACAUGGGGCUUUGGGAUAACAUGAUGGACGUCUUUGUGAAGGAUUAUGGGUUCGGGAAGCGGCGGGACCAACCUCCUAUUGAGGAUGAAGGCCGGCUGCGUCAGCCAUUGAAAGCCUCUCGGUUUUGA